CAAAACGCUAAGACAAUUUCCUGAAACAAUAACCUCCAUAUCAAGCCAAAACCCUAGUCCCAUUUGUUCUGUACCAUCACUCCAGCUCUCGAGCUCCCAGACGCGGCCGCCAUCUCUGCUCUCAGUUUGAAUUCGGGAGGAUGGUAAGAGUUAGCGUGUUGAAUGAUGCUCUGAAGAGCAUGUACAAUGCAGAGAAGAGGGGAAAGCGACAGGUCAUGAUCAGGCCGUCCUCGAAAGUGAUCAUCAAGUUUCUUCUAGUCAUGCAGAAGCAUGGCUAUAUUGGGGAGUUUGAGUAUGUUGAUGAUCACAGAUCUGGCAAGAUUGUGGUUGAAUUAAAUGGAAGGCUGAACAAGUGUGGGGUUAUAAGUCCACGCUUUGAUGUCGGUGUCAAAGAGAUUGAGGGCUGGACUGCCAGGCUGCUUCCUUCAAGACAGUUUGGGUAUAUUGUACUGACCACUUCUGCGGGAAUCAUGGAUCAUGAAGAAGCAAGGAGAAAGAAUGUUGGUGGCAAAGUACUUGGGUUCUUUUAUUAAACGGAGUAUUAAAGAUCCAUUUUGAAAUUUUGGAUUAUUGGCUGAGCGGUAUCUUUAAUUUCGUGGAAAAUAGAAAGUAACUUAAAAACAACAUGAUUUCUUCCAAAUUAUCAUUUCAGUUUUGUACUUGCAUUUUUUUAUUUUGGUUUAAUGUGAUGUUGCUGCAAGUUUGAUAUGUUUA
Juglans microcarpa x Juglans regia is the source of this 714-nucleotide messenger RNA. RefSeq names its product 40S ribosomal protein S15a-1. The record is from RefSeq and is a predicted model, not a curated record. Lineage: Eukaryota; Viridiplantae; Streptophyta; Magnoliopsida; Fagales; Juglandaceae. The transcript has 4 exons. Gene Ontology annotation, biological process: translation. Gene Ontology annotation, molecular function: structural constituent of ribosome. The coding region runs from base 141 to 533 and encodes 130 amino acids. Gene Ontology annotation, cellular component: cytosolic small ribosomal subunit; ribosome.